CAUAGUCAUAGUCAUAGUCAUACUCUCACUCACCAGUCAUCAGUGCUCCUUGGCAACCAUGCCUCCACUGCUGUAUCUCAUCCUCUCAGCAUACUUAAUCCCUAUAAGCCAGUGCCACCCGAACACGUGUCGGUCCUACUGCGGCAACAUAACCAUAGACUACCCAUUCGCGGUCCAAUACGGGUGCGGGCACCCUGGCUUCCGCGACCUCCUCUACUGCAUAAACGACGUCCUCAUGUUCCACAUAAGCUCAGGCUCCUACAGGGUCCUCGAGAUAGACUACGCCUACCAGGCCCUCACGCUCCACGAGCCCCACAUGUCCACGUGCCACAACCUCGUCCUCGGAUCCCGAGGCAACGGCUUCGCGCUCGAGCCCUGGCGCGCCCCCUACAUGAACCCCGCCGCCGACAACGUCUUCAUGCUCAUCGCCUGCUCCCCCCGCUCCCCCCUCUUCCAGGGCUUCCCCGGGAAGCACCUCCCCUGCCGCAACGUCUCCGGCAUGGGCUGCCAGGACUACUAUUCCUGCCCCGCCUGGGAGAUGAUGGGCCACAAGCCACUGGGCUCCCCCUCCUUUUUCGGCUCCGGCCCGCCCGAGUGCUGCGCUCUUCCCUACGAGGCCAUUAGGGGGAUUAAUCUCACCAAGCUCCAGUGCGAAGGCUAUACCAGCGCUUAUAGUGUCGCUCCGCUCAGGGUCCAUGGGCCUGGGGACUGGUCCUAUGGGAUCCGCGUCCGCUAUUCCGUGCAAGGGAAUGAUGAGUUCUGUGGAGCCUGUGAGGCCACGGGUGGCUCCUGUGGCUUUGCUUCUGAUGGGAUCAGACAGCUCUGUAUGUGCGGGGACUUCAAUUCCACCUCCAAUUGUGAUUCUGAUUCAGUUGCCAUAUCCUCAGGAGCAAGGCCUGUGUGUACCAGAGUAAAACUAUUAGCAGGACUAUUGGCGUAUGUGGUAGCGUCGAUGACAACAUACCUGAUUUCAAAAGUAUGGUAAUUAUAUAUUUGAGAAUUGAGACUAUCAUCAUUCAUCACGAACUGGCUUGUACUCCUUCCAUAUUGGAAAUGCCAUUUUUUUCUGAAGAACGUGCUCAUCAUAGAGUUAAUGAGAGUGAGAGUGACUUUUGGUUUGUACUCCCUAUUUCCCCCUUGAAAGACUUGCUCAAUCAUAUUGUACGUUUCACAAUUAGCCAGUUAUAUACCCAUAUUGUUUACUUUAUUCA
Cajanus cajan (pigeon pea) is the source of this 1211-nucleotide messenger RNA. RefSeq names its product wall-associated receptor kinase galacturonan-binding protein. The record is from RefSeq and is a predicted model, not a curated record. Gene Ontology annotation, molecular function: polysaccharide binding. NCBI's taxonomy places the organism in Eukaryota, Viridiplantae, Streptophyta, Magnoliopsida, Fabales, Fabaceae.